AUGACAAAGAGUCAGCCUGAGCAACAGCAACAGAAGGAUAACCCACAAGACACUCUCAAUAAUAAAGAGGAUGUUGACGAGUACAAUAGGAAAGCAAGGUCUGAUAUCAACACACACGUAGGAGGAGCAGCAGAAGCAGCACCUCAGAAAUUGGACAAUCAGCCUAAACCUUCACCAUCAGAGCCGGUAAAAGAUACAUCGCACAAAAAGAAGGUACACAUAAGAGACAAGUUAACUUUUUCAUGGCACAACGUUGGAGGCUGGGAUACUGAUAAUGACGUUGAUAAAAAGAAACUAUUGAAGAACACCAAGAUUGUAGAGGCAUACAUUGUUGACCACUUUUAUGGUGACUGGUUUUGGAACACUUCUUUGAUCUUGGGUACAUGCUUUUUCGCUUGGUUGGUUGCAAAAUUCGGUGGAGGCAUUUUAUCCUUGGGGCUUGUGUUGUUGUUCACCAAUUCUGUGUAUAGAGGAGAGUUUAGGAGAUUCAAUCGCAAUAUCAGGGACGAUAUGGCUAGAAUAACGGCUAAUAAUCGGUUAGUUCAUGAGUUGGAAACUAUGGAGUGGAUGAACUCCUUUUUGGACAAGUUUUGGGUCAUUUACAUGCCAGCAUUAUCUGAAACAGUUAUGUUCCAAGCCAAUGUGAUUUUGAAAGAUCAAGCACCUGGAUUUGGUAUUGAGAAAUUAUCAUUGGAUGAAUUUACUUUGGGCUCAAAAGCUCCUCGAAUCGACUCAAUAAAGUCGUAUACUCAGAAAAAGCAAAAUAUCAUUGAAAUGGACUGGGCAUUUUCAUUCACUCCUAAUGAUACCGAUGAUAUGACAAAGAAUGAAAUAAGGAAAAAGAUUGAUCCAAAGGUAGCCUUGGGGGUCACCGUUGGUAAAGCCUUCAUUACAAAGUCGCUACCCAUAUUGGUCGAGGACAUGUCCUUUACUGGUAGGUUAAAAGUCAAGUUGAGGCUUACGCCAAAUUUUCCUCACGUCAAAACGAUUUCUAUUCAGUUUUUGGAAGCUCCUACUAUUGACUAUGCUCUUAAACCAGUUGGUGGCGAUACGUUUGGUAUUGACAUUAUGUCCUUUAUCCCUGGUUUGUCUAAAUUCGUUAAUGGUAUUAUUCAUUCCACUUUGAGACCCAUGUUGUAUGCGCCAAAUUCGUUUGAUAUUGACGUGAAGGACUUGUUGGAAGGACAAUCGCAUGGUUCUAUUGGUGUUGUAGCAGUCACGAUAAGAUCUUGUACAAAUUUGAAAACAGGUAAAACAACAAAACCAAAGAGUAUCAAUCCCUAUGUUCAAAUAAAAGUGUCAAAUAAUGGUGAUAUUGACGAACGGACCAAAACAAAGAAAGCAACCAAUGAUCCUGUUUUUUUGGAAACCAAACAUAUUUUGGUUAAUCAAUUGGAAGGAAACUUUUUGAAUUUUAAUGCUUUUAACUUGGUUGAGGAUAAAGUGGACGAUCAAUUGAUUGGGAACUGUGAGUUUCCUCUUGGUGAAUUACUUCAAGAAAACAGUUUCAAAGCAAUUACUAAGAAUCUUAUGGAGGGUGGUAGAGUUGUUGGCAAACUUGAACUUGACCUUAAAUGGUUUCCAACGGUGCAACCCAUCCGGUUGGAAGAUGGUACCAAGGAGGUUGAUACAGAUACGAAAGUUGGAAUUAUGAACAUUGCGUUACACGAGGCUAGAAACUUGGAUAUCUCACAUUCAGUGAUUGGGUUGUUGAAUCCUUAUGCACAGAUUUAUGUUAAUAGUGAAUUGGUUAAAACUUGUCGUAAGUUGAGACAAACAAAUGAACCUUCUUGGGAAGAAUCAUUUGAAAGUUUAAUCACACAACAAACAGAGACUGAGAUUCAAGUGUUGAUUAGGGACACAGUGAAUAAUAAAAUUGUUGCCAAUUUGAACGUCAAUUUACAGGAUAUUAUUUUUGAGAGUGGUAGAGGACAACAGUGGUUCACAUGUCCUGUUAUCAGUCCUAAUGCGCCAGCUCCUCAAAUCCGUAUUAGUGCUACUUGGAAACCUUUAGUGAUUGACGAGGAAACAAGUGCCAAAGUAAUUAGGAAUGCUCCAAUUGGUGGUUUGAGGUUGCAUUUGAGAGGUGCUAAGGGGUUGAAGAAUUUGGAAUCUGUUGGUUACGUGGAUCCUUAUGUAAAGGUUAUGUUCAAUGGUAAGUUACGUGCAAAGACUGUGACUUUUGCAGAAACCAUUAAUCCUCAAUGGAACUCGGUAUAUUUUCUACCCGUGGCGGAUUCGCAUCUGCAUUAUUUAUUGCAGAUUAUGGAUGCAGAGCCCGAAGGUAAAGACAGAUCUUUGGGUACUGCAGCAAUCAAUGUUGCAGAUUUCUUGAGGAAAAACGAUGAAGGAUAUUGGCUUGGUUAUGAUGGCACGGAUGAGAUUAUCGAGCAGCCCGUUCUAUUUGAAACUGAACCUGUUGGAUCUUUGUUUUAUUCUAUUUCAUUCUUUCCAACCAUUAGCGCGUACUCAUUAUCAGAAUUGCACAAUAAAGAAGAAUACGAUGAGCAAAAACGGUUGAAGGAAAAGAGAGAAAAGGAGCAACAGGAGAAGGAUGAGAAAUUGUACAAGGAGAAUCCUGGAAAGUAUGAGUGGAUUGAAACUGAACAAGAUACAAUAGCUCCGCCUCCCAAGAUUGAGAUUAAAUUGGCUGACGCUAUCAAGUACAGAGCUGGUGAUAUGAUUGUACAUUUGCAUGGUGGUCGUUUUGAAUCCAACGAUGUUUACGUACAAACAUUGUUUGAUGAGCAUGCAUGCCCAUCUGGAGUUUCACCAAUUGUGGAACACAAACAGAUUACGACAACCUCGUUUGCGGAAACAUUUAUUCGAGAUUUGCCAAACUCCAAGUUGAUUUUUAGAAUCACCAAAAAGCCGGAAAUCACCAACGAGAAGGAUAUGGUAUUGGAAAAGAGAUUUAAUACCAUUGAUAUUUACGAAAAAUCGUUUAACGCACCUAUCACGCUCAAUCUUGGUAGACAGAAUACCAUUAAAGUGCAGUUGGAGUAUUUCCCAUCUUUUGCCAAAUUGGCUCCAUUGGACACCGUAUUAGAUGUUGGUAGAUGUAAAUUGGAUCUCAUUGGAGCCCACGAUUUGAAGUCAGUUGAUACCAACGGAAAGUCAGAUCCAUUGUUGGUGGUGAAAUUGGAUGGUAUUGAAGUUUACAGAACAAAUAAAAAACGUAAGACGUUGGACCCACUUUGGAAUGAGGCUGUUGAAUUUCCAAUGAUUUCAAGAUCAAGACAAGUGUUGUUACUUGAAGUUUAUGAUUGGGAUCUCACACAUGAUGAUGAGUUAUUAGGUACUGCCAAUUUGGAUAUAUCUAGUCUUCCCGCUUUAACGACUACUCCAUUCACAUUAAAUCUAGAUACACAAGGUACCAUCGAUUUGAGAGGAGCGUUCUUCCCCGAGUACAUCAGACCACCAUUAGACGCAAAAUCUGUUAUACCUGUUAAUCUUGGUGAGGUUUCUGAGGCAUCCAUGAAAGCAGUUGGAAACAUUUCAGACAUGGCGAUGGACGUUUUGGGCACAGGUAUCGGCAUGACAUCAGAUGGUGUAACCAAGGGCCACUCACUCUUGAAAAGUUUAAAGAAGAAGAGAAAGAACCAUCAUAAUGAUUCUGAGUCGAUGUCUCCAAGUUCUACGAAAAACAACGAGAAUCGCGGUUUUAGUUCAAGAGAAGAAGGAGAAGGAGAAGGAGGAGGAGGAGGAGGAGGAGAAGAAGAAGAAGAAAGUCAUUAUAACAACAACCACAGUAAUAAUAAUAGUUAUGAAGAAGAAAAAGAAAAGGAUGGUGGUGAUACCAACAACAACAACAACAAUAAUAAUAAUAACAAUAACGGUGGUAAAAAAGAAGAGCAAGGGGCUGAUAUUCCUCAGGAGGAAAAAGAGUUUAGAGAAACUCAAGAUGCUGAAAUAUCUAGCGUCAAUGCUGCUCCAAAUAUUCGCGAGGAACCAUUACCACCCCCACAAAAACCGAUUUUGAAGCAAGGUCAUAAUAGAAAUAGCAGUACGGCGACCGACGUUUCGAGUUUUGCUGCUAGUAUGCAUGGACAAGCUGCAAUACCUGGUAGACUUACUAUUGUUCAAGGAAAGGGGUAUUCUUCAAGUGGAUUAGAAGUCAAGGCUGCUUUAAGUACCAGCACUAGGAGUAAGACAUUGCUCAAGACCAGAUCUACCAAAGCAGAUAAACACAGUGGCGUUUAUAAGUGGAACGAAAGUAUACCUUUCAAAUCAGCCCCUAGUGGAAAAAUAACGUUAAAUGUUAGAGACCAUCGUGUUUUUGGAAAGAGUGUUGCUCUUGGAGAAGCUGUGAUUAAUUUAGCGGACUAUACCAAUUUCAGCGAUAACAUUACAAUACCAGCUGGCGAGGGUGCGAUUGUAAUAAACUUGAAAUAUUUUCCAUGA
This is a messenger RNA of Lodderomyces oxycetoniae, 4404 nucleotides long. RefSeq lists its product as uncharacterized. Lineage: Eukaryota; Fungi; Ascomycota; Pichiomycetes; Serinales; Debaryomycetaceae. The record is from RefSeq and is a predicted model, not a curated record. Gene Ontology annotation, molecular function: lipid binding. Bases 1 to 4404 code for a protein of 1467 amino acids. The transcript is spliced from 2 exons.